Messenger RNA from Rotaria sordida, 1224 nucleotides. The record is from the annotation of a GenBank genome assembly. Lineage: Eukaryota; Metazoa; Rotifera; Eurotatoria; Philodinida; Philodinidae.
AUGAUUCUACCAGCUAUUUGGUGGUUAUCAUUUGUAUGUUUUUUAACUUUAGUCGGAAAUCUUCUUGUUAUAUUAGCUGUUUAUCGUGAAACAUCACUUCAUUCUCCAACAUAUUAUUAUAUUGUUUCAUUAGCUGUUGCUGAUCUUUGUGUUGGAGUUAUUGUUAUACCAUUAGCCAUUUUUUUUGAAUUAGCAUCACCAUCACCAUAUCAUUUAUUAUGUCUUUUAUGGCAUAUAACCGAUGUUGGUGCAUCAACAGCAUCAAUACUUGCUUUAUGUGUUAUUGCAUUAGAUCGAUAUAUAGCAAUAACAUCACCUAUUCGAUAUCCAAGAUCAUUUAUAGCUCGUCAUUCAUCAAUUGUUAUUGCUGUUAUAUGGUUUUGUUCAGGAAUUAUUGCUGGUCCAACAAUAAUUAUUUUAGGAGGAAGAACUAAUUUAUUAGAAUCUAAUAAAAAUUUCUUAAAUGAAACAAAAAAUGAUCGAUGUGAAUUUCCUUCUGAUCCAAUGUUUAUUAUAGUAUCAUCUUUAGUUUCUUUUUAUAUUCCACUAGUUAUAAUGGUAUUUGUUUAUGGACGAAUAUUAAUAUUUGCUCGUAGACAAAUGACAGCAUUACGACAAGGCUAUAAAAGAACAACAAGUGGUGAAGCAUAUCAAUCGUCACCAAUCGUAGCUAGAUUUUGUUUUCGAAUAGUAAAAAAAAAUCGAGAUAUACCACCAAUAAAAACAAUUGAAAAUGUUAAUGCGAUAUCUAAUACACCAGAAACAAUAACAUUAAGAAUUCAUCGGGGAAAAUAUUGUCGAUCUCCAUCACUUCCACCAAUUGUACCAACACAUCAUCGUCUUAGUCAUAGAUCAUUUCCAAUAUUAAUUUUAAAUCGUUUACGUAAAAUUCAUAAUACAAGAAAUUGGUCACGAUUUUCACGUGAACAUAAAGCAACAAAAGUUUUAGGAUUUGUUAUGGGUGUAUUUAUUGCUUGUUGGUUACCAUUUUUUGUUUUUCUUGUUCUUACCGGAGUUUUUCAUAUUCAUUUUAAAAAUUUUGAACAACAACUUUUUCGUCUUUUUACUUGGCUUGGUUAUACCAAUUCAGCUCUUAAUUUUCUUGUUUAUUCAUUAACAUCACGAGAAUUUCGUUUGGCAUUUAUGAAACUUCUUUGUCCUCGUCGUUAUGUCCAACAUUUAUUAAAAAAAAAUGCUCGUACAAAUCAACCACAACGAGUUUAA